Engraulis encrasicolus (European anchovy) is the source of this 3275-nucleotide messenger RNA. RefSeq names its product Scm like with four mbt domains 2 (gene sfmbt2). Gene Ontology annotation, biological process: negative regulation of DNA-templated transcription. The record is from RefSeq and is a predicted model, not a curated record. The transcript is spliced from 22 exons. Gene Ontology annotation, cellular component: nucleus. Lineage: Eukaryota; Metazoa; Chordata; Actinopteri; Clupeiformes; Engraulidae. Gene Ontology annotation, molecular function: histone binding; transcription corepressor activity; chromatin binding. The coding region runs from base 258 to 2924 and encodes 888 amino acids.
UGAAGGAGUUGGCUUGAAAAUAAUCUGAAGAUUUUUAGACAUGCGCAGAUGUAGGAUGCCAUAUUGGAAGGAGGAUUUGGCCGAGCAGCUGAAAGAGACACAGCUCGCGCUGCCUUCAACCGAACGAAAAGACCGAGCAAAUUAAGACGUGGAAAAAACUUGAUUGAGACUGGGACACCUUGUGGGUCUGCUCUGAAGACAGGGCUGGGCACCAACCAGCUGGUUACCACGACAAACACCAACCAACCAACUGGCGGAUGCAGUCAUCAGCCGGUGCACAGGAGCGGUUGAUGAUGUCAUUGAAUUCGUCCAAUCACAAGCAGGAGCAGCAGCAGGCCUCAGAUGGGGAGUCCGCUGCUGAGGAGGAUAUGGAUUUCAACUGGGACGAGUACCUGGAGGAGAACGGAGCCACUGCUGCCCCUUACGCAUCAUUCAAACACGUGGAGAUCAGCCUACAGAGCAGCUUCCAGCCGGGCAUGAAGCUGGAGGUAGCCAAUAAGGGCAGCCCGGACACCUACUGGGUGGCCACCAUCAUCACCACCUGCGGCCAGCUGCUGUUGCUACGCUACUGCGGCUACGGCGAUGACCGCAAGGCCGACUUCUGGUGCGACGUCAUGACGGCGGACCUCCACCCCGUGGGCUGGUGCACGCAGAACAACCGAGUCCUCAUGCCGCCCGAAGAUGACGUUUACCUAAGAAAAGCCAUUAAGGAGAAGCACAGUGACUGGACGGACUUCCUUGUUGAGGACCUCACUGGCUCGAGGACGGCACCAGCCAACCUUCUAGAAGGGCCCUUGAGGGGUAAGAACACGGUGGACCUGAUCGAGGAAGGCUGUAUUCUAGAACUUCAGAGCUUCUCUGAUCCGACCUCCUAUUGGCCAGCCCGGGUCCUGCGGAACGUGGGCGGGCGCCUCCUCAUUCGCUACGUCGGCCUAGACGACCAAUCGCAUGACUGCUGGAUCUUCUACCUGGACACCAGGCUCCGGCCCAUGGGCUGGGCUCUAGAGAACAACCUAUCACUGCAGCCGCCUUCUGAAGUCAGCAAUACAAAAACGGCGGAGCAGUGGCAGGAGAUCCUGGAAGGUGUGAAGGCGGAGUCACAAAACAAACCCCUCCCCCUGGAGGUCUUCAAGGAUCACACUGACCUGCAUAGGCACUCCUUCAAGGUGGGCAUGAAGCUUGAGAUGGUAUCGCCACAGGAGCCUGCCCACAUACGCCCAGUAUCCGUCACAAAGGUGUAUGGCGAGCAUUACUUCCAGGUCACCGUGGAUGACCUCACAGGUGAAGCCCCGCCCAGCUCAGUCGUGUGCCAGGCUGAUUCGCUGGGCAUCCUGCCAAUCCAAUGGUGCCUGAAGAAUGGAGUCGGGCUGGAGCGCCCCAGAGGUUACCAGAGCCAGGACUUUGACUGGGCCGACUACCUGAAACACACCGGCACGGAGGCAGCACCAGACGCCUGCUUCCCUGAUACAUCUCACAGUCGUGGCUUCUGUAAGGACACAUGGUUGGAGGCGGUGAAUCCAUGGCAACCAGCGGAGAUCUGUGUGGCACGCAUCACGCAGGUCAGGGGUCGCCUCCUCUGGCUCAGACUGGAAGGUUUGUCCCAUGGUAUACCAGAGUGCAUUGUGGAUGCUGAGUCCAUGGCCAUCUUCCCUGUGGGCUGGUGUGAGGCCAACGCCUAUCCACUAACACCCCCCAUCAAGCCUGUCUGUCAAAAGCAGAGAAAGGUGGCGGUGGUACAACCAGAGAAACAAGUGACACCACCACCGUCCGUGGACAAUGUGCCUGUCAAUCUUUGCCAACCCGUUAGUGUGGAUGCAGGUGCUGUGAAUGGGAAAUACUGUUGUCCUCAGAUCUUCGUGAACCACCGCUGCUUCUCCGGGCCCUACCUCAACAAGGGACGCAUCGCCGAGCUGCCACAGGCUGUAGGGCCGGGCAAAUGCACUCUGGUCCUUAAAGAGGUCCUGACUAUGCUGAUCAAUGCAGCCUAUAAGCCGGGCCGUGUCCUGAGGGAACUGCAGAUGGUGGAGGACCCCCAGUGGAACUUUCAAGAGGAGACACUGAAAGCCAAGUACAAGGGCAAGAGCUACCGCUCCACCAUCCGGAUAGUGCGCGUGGCCGAGCAGGUGGCCGACUUCUGCCGCAAGGUGUGUGUGAAGCUGCAGUGCUGCCCCAACCUCUUCAGCCUCACGCUGGUGGCCGACAAGUGCCCUGAGAACUGCUCUGUGCAGACCAAGACCAAAUACACCUAUUACUAUAAGAAGCGUGUGGGGCGUCCGAGCCUGGCUGAGAGCACUCUGGAGGGGGAGCUGGCUAAACCGGCCCGCAGGAGGAAGAAGCGCAAGGCCAUCUUCGUCCAGAAGAAACGCAGAUCAUCCACCCUAGACUACACACCUGCAGGAUCACCUCAGGACAGCGAUGAGGAUGAUGAUGAUGAGGACGCCUCCAUGAGUGAAGAAGGCUCCAGCUCAGAGCCCCGUGAGGAGAGGAGGGAGACCCCAGGCAGGGGGAGGCCACGCCGCAUCGUGUCCCAGCGGCAGGCCUCCUUCCCUGGGCACGCGGCUGCCGAGGACAGGCCCUCCCGCCGGAGGUCCACGCGCUCCCUGUCUCUCAACGAGACGGCGAAGUACCCCCCGGCGAAGAGACCACACACUGAGGUGGGUGUGUGUGAAGAGGAGACUAGUCUGGUCCUGGACACCAACCCUCUGGAGUGGAGUGUGGCUGACGUGGUCGACUUCAUCAAGUCCACAGACUGCGCAGCGCUCUCCAAGAUCUUUCAGGAACAGGACAUUGAUGGCCAGGCUCUGUUGCUGUUGACGCUGCCUACAGUGCAGGAGUGCAUGGACCUGAAGCUGGGGCCGGCUAUCAAGCUCUGCCACCAGAUAGAGAGGGUCAAAGUGGCCUUCUACGCACAGUACGCCAAGUGAUGCACACACACACAGCAUACACAGACUAGUGCGCAAGCACAGCCACACACACACACACACACACACACACACACACACACACACACAUACACACACACACGCACACACAGACACACAUACACACACACACACACACACACACUCACAUCCACACAUACUGACUCGUGCUGUCUGCACCCCUCCCAAUCUCAACAUGCAGCACACACUCUGGCCGUUUCCCGAUGUCUAGUGUGCGUCCUUCGAAGUGUAUCAGCCUUCGUAAUCACGCCCAGUGAUUGGAUACUCUUUGGUGAACUCUGUGGAGUAUCCAAUCACUGGGCGUGACUAAUUAGGCUGACACACUACCAAGGC